This is a messenger RNA of Tetrahymena thermophila SB210, 1158 nucleotides long. RefSeq lists its product as hypothetical. NCBI's taxonomy places the organism in Eukaryota, Ciliophora, Oligohymenophorea, Hymenostomatida, Tetrahymenidae. The record is from RefSeq and is a predicted model, not a curated record. The transcript has a single exon.
AUGAAUAAAAAAUUAUUUGUUCUUUUAAUUUAAGCCCUUCUCUUAGCAACAAUUUUUGCUCAAUCUGAAUAAUAUGAUUAUUUGGAAAAACAAUCUGAUCAAGCUUUGAAAGACCUUUAAUCUAUCUAAGACACUGUUUCAAAUUUGCAUAUUGCUGCUUUUAAUGCUAAGAGUUUAUAGGAAGCUAUAGAAGUUUAUAAUAUAAUUUUAUAUGUUAAAGAAAAAGCUCAAGAUGCUGUUGAUAUUGCUAAAGUUGCUGAUAAAGAAUUAAAUAAAAAUAUUGCAAGUAAUUAAGUAAAUCGUUCAUAUUUAACUUAAACGAUGAAUGAUUUAUAAGAAGCUUUAAAUAAUGCAGAUAGUGAUGAUAAAAAGGAAUAAUUAAAUGAAGAUAUUAAAAGUACUUAAAACUAUAUCGAAGAUAUUAACUAACUUAUUCUAAAUGAGAUUAAAACUUCUUAAAAACUUAGAGAUGCCUCAUAAGAAGCCUAGAAUAUUUAUGGUGAUAUUGAAAAAGCUAUUGAUGAAAUUGAGUAAAUUUUAUAAUAAAAAUAAAAAAAAUAUACUGAUGAAGAAGCUAAGAAGGUUGAAGAAGCAAACAAUGCUAAAGAAGAAGAAGCUAAGAAUGCUAAAGAAGAAGAAGCUAAGAAUGCUAAAGAAAAAGAAGCUAAGGAUGCUAAAGAAGAAGAAGCUAAGAAUGCUAAAGAAGAAGAAGCUAAGAAUGCUAAAGAAGAAGAAGCUAAGAAUGAUAAAGAAGAAGAAGCUAAGAAGGCUAAAGAAGAAGAAGCUAAGAAUGCUAAAGAAGAAGAAGCUAAGAAUGCUAAAGAAAAAGAAGCUAAGGAUGCUAAAGAAGAAGAAGCUAAGAAUGCUAAAGAAGAAGAAGCUAAGAAUGCUAAAGAAGAAGAAGCUAAGAAUGCUAAAGAAGAAGAAGCUAAGAAUGCUAAAGAAGAAGAAGCUAAGAAUGCUAAAGAAGAAGAAGCUAAGAAUGCUAAAGAAGAAGAAGCUAAGAAUGAUAAAGAAGAAGAAGCUAAGAAGGCUAAAGAAGCAAACAAUGCUUAAGAAGAAGCUAAAAAGGCAGAAUCUAAAGUUAGCACUAAUCCUUCUUCUGGAAAGGUUAUGUAAUUCGCUUUAGCUUUUACUGCAGUUUUACUUACUUUCUGA